UUUUAUUAAUGAUUCUAGUCAUACAUAGUGGCCUUAAUAGUUUAAAUCCAAAAAGAAAAAAACAAUUUGCUCUGAUAUGGAUCAUGCCCUAAUUCUCCACCAUUGUCGAAACUCUCAUUUCAACCUCCAUCCCUCUACUCGUUUCAACAUUAAUUCAUAUACAAAACUGACCAAACCUCAUGAUUUGGUCUUUUUGAGACCAAAACACAAAACCCUUAAUAAUAAUAGUAGUAUCACUACAAGUACAGAUCUUACCCUAGGUCAUCAGCCAAAGAGGAUCAAUAUCAACACUACCACUCAAGCUCAUCAUGGCAGAUUUUCUCUAUCAGCACUACCAUCAUCAUCAUCAGAUCAUCAUGAUUAUGGUCAUCAAGAUCAGGAUCAUGAUGAUUAUGAAGGAGGCAAUAGUACAAAAAUAGCCAAAAUAGUAAGUAGCUGGAGAGCUUCUUUGGCUUUGGGGUAUGUUCUUGGGAUUCUCUGUUGCGGGUCCAUGGUAGUAUUCAUGAGACCCCAAAAUGCCAUUGCUAGUUUUCACUUACGUUUUCCGUCUAGAUCAUCAUCAACAAGGGAACCGGCAGCAGAGGUAGGUAUGAUCAGCCCAGUAAGUGGUAGGAAUACUUUGAAGACAUUCUUGCAUGGGGUUCUGUUCCUGACCUCUGCUAAUCCUAAGGCCACUUCCAUGGCCAACGUCCCUCCAAUGGGGUCCGGCACUGAAGAAAUUUCAGCUCUUAAGAAAAAAGCAAUUGAGCUAAUCAAAGUUGGAAGAAGAGAUGAAGCGUUGAAACUAAUGAACAAGAAACGCGAUGCUGUUAUGAGGGCACCAGAGGAAAAGUACUAUGUCGAAAUGGCAAUAAUAGAACUUCUUAUUAUUCUGGGGGAAUAUAGGGAAGCUUUGCGAUUGGGGUACCUCGAUGAUGAAAAUAAAAUCCCUUCAGAUUUUGUUCGACGUGAUUUUUACAAGGCCGUUAUAUACACGAUGAUGGGUAAAGAUGAAGCAGAAAAGUUUUGGCAAGAGUUUGAGGACGGUUACUCGGGCGGUGGCCCCUUCUCACCAUACUGAAAUAUAAAUACUACAUAUGUUGUUUAAUAAUAUUGAGAAAUGUUUCUUUUUGGAGCAAGUAAUUUAUUAGAAUGAUACUAUUACCAUCAUAAUAUUGCUAUUUAUCAACAAAUUUAUUGUACCAAAUGCAUGCGGUGUCAAUAGUGCAAAGCAAAUAUUAUUGGUUGUUGUUAAACAAUAGCCAAUCCUCUGUAUUUCUCCUAAUUCACAAUUAGUUGUAUCACCUCUCUAACUCUCCAAUAGGAGGUUUACACGUAUUCUAUUUUGUUCUUACUUUCAACA
Molecule: messenger RNA, 1342 nt
Organism: Humulus lupulus (European hop)
Lineage: Eukaryota; Viridiplantae; Streptophyta; Magnoliopsida; Rosales; Cannabaceae
Exons: 4
Coding region: 77-1060 (327 amino acids)
Source: RefSeq, a predicted model, not a curated record